AUGACGAGCGACACAAUCCGACGAACGCUCGACGAGCUGUUGCUCGACAAGAAGGGCAGCGAGAACGAGGCGAGAGCAUUCUUCCUCUCGCAGAUCAUCGACCAAAUACGACUCAUCAGCUCGCAGGUGAGCAACUUUGACUAGUAGUUAAUGCCGCGUCUAAUGUCCCGGAAAACCCGUAAAAACCGCAGGUUUUACUGUCCAAAGUCGGCCGAAAUUCGCGUGAAAAACAGGGGUGCGCACAGCUCAAUGAAUGCAACCGUACCCCUAAAACUACGGUAUGUUUUGAAAAUUUGCGCAAGAAAUUUGCAUAUUUUCAAAUAUCCUCAAGAAAUUAACAAAUUUUCAAAAAAUACCGUAGUUUUAGGGGUACGGUUACAUUCGUUGAGCUGUGCGCACCCCCGUUUUUCACGCAAAUUUCGGCCGACUUUGGACAGAAAAACCUGCGGUUUUUACGGUUUUUCCAAGACAUUGGACGCGGCAUGAAGCCUUUUCUAGAGGCCUUUUUAGCGUUUCAAACAUACAAUUAUUGAUGAGUAAUCCCAGAGCUCCACGGUCUCCAGAGCUGACAAUAUGGGCGUGGCCUCGGCGGCCAAAUGGCGUUUUCAUGAAUUGAGCACGUUUUCGCUGAUUUUAGUGGUGAUGAAAAAUGAUUGAAAACACACUAUUAUAGGGGCAUCUCACAGAAAUGGCGCUCUGUUCGCAAUCUGGCCGAACUUCUAGGCCGCGAAGUGUUUUUCCACUAAAAACGUGGCCUAACUUUUCAAACUCGGCCCCGAGGUCGCUCAAUUUGCACUGCAAAAAGAGUUUCUGAAUAGAGCGCCAUUUCUGUGCAGUGCCCCUAUAAUAAUUCUCAGAAUUAAUGACGUUUUGGCGCAUUUUUCGCGGACUUUGCUUUUUCGCCUUCGCCGCCGAUCGCCGCCUAAAAACCGCACUUCUCAUUUUGCGCUUUCUUGACCGUUUUCCGACAGAAUUGGUUUUGAGAAUGAUAAAUCACGUAAAUACAAGCGUUUUGAGCGCUCGAAUCGCGAAAAUUACCGAAAAGCAACGGAAAUUCGCGCAGUUUUAGCCGAAAACCUUCAAACGGCCAAAUGGGAUUUGCGACUUGACCAAAUUUGACGUUCUUGCGCUUAAAAAUUUCGUAAUAGCCUAUACAAUCGGUCUAUCGAGAGACAAAUAAGAAAUUAUCGAUUUUUCGUGGCUAAUCUGGCAAAAAAUACAAAUUUCGCGCCAAUGUAUCGCUCUAUUGGGCGGGGCGCCGCACAGAGUUAUUAAAAUGUUGCUCAGGGUUGGACAAAUAGCCUAAACUUGUUCAUUGCCCCACUUUUUCCAGACCGAUGCAGAAAUCCAACUCCGCAAGCUUCAUCUCAUCGACCCCAACGACAACCUAGUCAAAAGUGCAGCAACUCCUCCUCCUCCGCCACCGCCUCCUCCGCCACCACCACCACUUUUUGCCGUCACAGCGCCGAUCCCACCGCCUCCACCUCCACCCAAUCUUCUGUUCGGCGUACCGCCACCACCACCUCCACCGGCAGGACUGCUCAAGGCUCCGAAACCACGAACUCUUGCGGCUGCGACGACGAAUUCGGCAAAGGAGAAAGAGUGUCCGCGGUCGAUGGUGCCGAAAAAGGAGAAGAAGACAAAGACACGGACGGUGCAGUGGUCGAAGAUCAACGCGAACACUGUGCAGGACGACAGUGUCUGGGGCAAACUGGCCAAGGCGUCGCAGGUUCAGAUCGACUUUGAUCUGCUCGAUAACUUUUUUGGGAUCGAGUCGCAGAGCUCGCGGGGAACUAUGGAACACGCGAAGAAGGUGAGCAAUGCUUUCUGUUCAUUUUUUGUCUGAAAAAGGAUUUGUAGAGUAGAGAACUGCUCAUAACAGUAAAAAUCGCUGUAAUAGACUUUGCAACACCAUGGCGCAUCAAUGCUCUCGUACAAGUUCCCUGACUUUGGAGGCAUGUAUCUCAGCUCUCGACAGAGCUAUCAAAACGUGGUCAACUGAGAAAAUGCUCAGUGAAACAUUGUGUACAUUUUAUUAGUUGAUCACUUUUAAAAAAAAUGUUUGGUUCUAGAGAUACAGGCCUUCAAAGUCAACGGACUUGUAAGAGAACUUUGAUGUACCAUGUAACAUCGAUUUUACUGAUAUCCAACGCUUGAGCUCUAUCUCAUCGUCCGGUUCUCCUUAGCCUUAUUUUAGUUAUAUCCCACACGGUCUCCCAGGGCGCUAAUGCUAAACACAGUGCGCUCGUAAAUUGCGGAGUGUCGUUGUAACUUUUGAAAAUUUGCGCAGGUCUAAAAAUGCAGUUCAAUUCGAGUUUACGACCGCUAUUUCUUUCUUUUUGACUUGAAAAACGUCUAAAAAACAAUAUUUUACUGGUUGGAAACCGUUCUUUACAGAAUUUAGAGUUUUUCAUGUUUUUAGCGUCUUUUUCGCAUUUCGUCAAAACUUCAAACCCUUAUAUUUCAGCUCAUUUUGCAUUUUAUGAGCCCAACGAGCGAUAAAAAUGUUCGCUGAAUCUUUCUUCACAAAAUUCAGGUUCCGGCGGUUAGUUUUCUUGAGCAGUUUUCGAAAACUAUUCGAAAAACAUCAAAAUCCAGGCCAAAACCUUCAAAUCUAAAUAACUCGGCUGAUUCUCAACGAUAUGCAAGAUUUCUGUUACCAAAACGUAGCUAGUGCUCUAAUUAUUCGGAUCCAGGUUCCAGGCGCACAAAAAAAUAGGUGUAUUGUAUAGAAAACAUGGAAAGAACGCGAACUCCCGUUGAAAAUUAUUUAAUCGGCCGCCGCCGCGUAAAUCGACACGGCCCGCCUGUUGCAAGUGCGCCCCAUUGAAAUCAUUCGCGCCGUGGGAGACCGUGUCCCAGCUAAUAAAACGUUUUUCCAGAAAUCCUCGCGAAAAGACGCGCAAGUGGAGUUGCUCUCCGACAAACGCAGUCAAAACGUGGCGAUCAUGCUGAAACAGUUCAAAAAUGUCGACGCGUUUCUGGAAAAUGUCACGCUCAACAAACCGGUCGCCGAAAUCGACGCCCUCCAGAAUCUGUUCGCAAUGCUUCCGCAACCCGAUGAGGUACGCCGUUUGUUCGGCCUAAAAUUUCGUUUUUUUUUUGUUUUUGCAGGAAGAGGCGCUGAAACGGUAUUCGGGUGACGUGGCGAUGCUCUCGCCGCCCUCGCACUUCUUCCAACGAAUCGUCGCCAUUCCAUUCUAUCGAUUGCGGUGAGAGAAUAGUUGCUGAAAAUCUGCGAGAAUCAAGCGAAAUUUCAGAAUAGAAACACUUAUCUUCCUGUCGGAUUUCUCGCGAUUGAUGCAAGAGCUCGCGCCGAAUGUGCACGUGUUGAUGAGCGCCAGUGAAGGUGAGAGCAAACGCGCUCACAGCGUCUGUUUGCCUGAAAAAUGCGCCGAAAAUCGAUAAUUCAGAGAUUCUGCACUCGCCCACACUGCCACGUCUUCUGCUCAUUCUCGUCAACAUGGGCAACUAUUUGAAUAGCAACAAUGCGCAGGGAAACGCGUUCGGAUUCACGCUCAACUCCAUCUGGAAACUCAUCGAUUUGAAGGGCAACAAGCAGGAGGCGUCGCUCUCGCAUCUUCUCGUCACGGUGAGUGUGCAAGUGCGCUCCACCGCACUUUUGGCGACCACAUCAAUCAAUCAAUAAGUUCAGUGUGAACCCGGACUCGUGGCCCAGCUCGAAACGGAACUUUCUUCACUGAAAGAGGCCGCACAAAUCAGUUUCGACGAGAUCAAGACGAGUCUGCGUGCACUGAAAGAGAGCCGUCAGAAACUGGAACGGCAGUUGGAGCGGCGAUCGGACGACGGGCUGUUUGCUCAAUUUCUGGAGCUCAUCAAGAUCGAUUGCUCAUUCGAGCUGGCCGAAUUCGAUCAGAAAUACGAACAAGUGCAGCGACUCCAGGCCGAGCUGGCCGACUAUUUUUGCGAGAAUCGGAACACGUUCCAGUUGGACGAAUGCUUCAAAAUCUUCACUUUUCUCCUGAAUCGCCUUCAUUUGGCACACAAAGAGCACGUUUCGCGCGAGAAUCGACGCGCUCGGAAGGAGGAAAAACGAGUGAAAGCGAUGGAGAAUCGAGCGGAAAAAACGGAGGGAAAACGGACGGAAAACGGCGACUUUUUCGAGACGCUCACGGGGAAUUUGGACGCGGCAGAGAUGUGAGCGUUUAACUUGAAAACUAGACGCUGUGAGGGAAAAGUGUCAAUUGCAAAGUUGUAGGUCUUGAAAUUUGGGACAAUUUUUCAGUUGACCACUUUUUGAAAUAUCGAUUUGUUUUUGAGAUAUAAGGUUUUAAAGUUAAGGGUCCUUUAAGUUUUGUCAGGAAUACAAUGUUCUAUAAUUUUCAGAACUCGAAGACGGGCCAGCGACAUUAUGGACGUCCGCCAGAAGCUCGGAAAUGUCAGAAUUCGCAAGAUUCGAGAUGUGAUGACUCCGGAGAGGUACGGAUAUUGUUGAAAAAUGUUUUUCGAACGCUUUUUUCGUUAAAGGAUUCCAAAAAUUUCACGGUUUCUCCCAUUUUUCAGUUGAUUGACAUUUGUUCGGCACUUACUUAUUUUUUCACUGCUAAAAAAUUGUUUUCAUUCAGUCGAUACACGAAGUCGCGAGUUUUUCGAUUUUAUCGCGAAAAAACCGGUAAAAAAGCGGAAAAAAUAAAAUGGCCGAGAAGCGCAUAUUUCUAGGCCAUUGGCGCUAGGCCACGGCCACAACUUCAACUGCAUGCCGUUUCGUUCGUUGGCAUUUUUGAGAGGCAGCAUUUCACCAGUGUAUGAGUGGCAAUAAGAGACAAUUCAAACAGACACAAAAAAAUUUCACAAAAAAAAAUCAAAAAAUUUUUGGUCUUCCCUGGUCCUUCAAGUAUCGAUUUUCCACCUUCAAAACUCUGCAAAAACAGUUUGACACGCUCUCGAGAAACCUUUUUUUUUACAGUUUUACCCCUCCACCGCCGCUCGAAAGUCCCACGGAUAGCAGCAAAGAAAACGAGGAGAAAAGUGUGACGGCCACGAAGACUUCGUCAAAUUAUGAGCAGUGCAACGAUCUCGAGUCGUACAUUUCGAGUUUGACCAAAAAAGUUUGUCCGAGCGCUUUAUUUUUAUCAAAGAACUUUUUUGUUUUUUUGCAGAGAGCCACUCAUGUUCAGAAAGAGAAGGAAAGGGAGAAGGAGAAGGAGAAGGAAGUGAAAAAGGUGGAGGAAGAAGAAGAAGUGAAAAUUGAGAAGGCGACAAUAGUUGGCGAGGAAAAGAAGGAUAAUAUUAGGACGGAAUUGAAGACUUCUUCAAAAACCGCAUCAUCGAAACUAUUGAGGGCUCCGAGUACAGUAACCCGACCGACAGCUCUAAAACCGUCCUCACCACUUGGUCCCAUAGACUCUGGGACCGUCCGGAUAGUUAGUGUGACCACGGGCGGUCCCUCAAAGUUGGCGGAACUCCGAAAACCAGCGAUUCGAAGCCCGACGGAACGGAAAAUCACUCCGCCGCCCGUAAAGACAUCGCCCGUUUCGAGCCCGACUGCUAGUCAACCAAAGGGACCGCCAACAAGGGUUCAUCGAGUUGCGGUGGUCCCUCCGAAGACGGUCCCGACCAGUGGGACCACUGGAAGUCCUGCUGGCCGAAGAAUGAGCGCGCCGCUUGUUCGCAAACCGUCAAUGACCGCCGAGAAGAAGAGAGAGGUGGGUGGGACCGCUUUUUUUUUGGAUAUUUUUUCGAUAUUCAAGAAUUUUAAUACGAUUGACAAUAUUCAUUGACAAUCUAUCGAUAGACUCGUUCAGAUCACGAUGAAGCCGUCGGUGUCCACAUCCGCCCGUCCGUCCCUGAUCAACACGAGUUCAAGUCCGGUCGCCCGCUCGGCGCUGCCCAAAAUGAGUGUGCUCGAGAAGCCGAAGCCGUUGCGCACCACUCCGCAGCGCCCUACCGUAAUCCCGCAGCCGCCGACGCCCCGGGCAAGUGCGCUUCGGCAGCCGAGUUCCGCACACAAACCCAAAUGGGUCUAA
Molecule: messenger RNA, 5987 nt
Organism: Caenorhabditis sp. 36 PRJEB53466
Lineage: Eukaryota; Metazoa; Nematoda; Chromadorea; Rhabditida; Rhabditidae
Source: the annotation of a GenBank genome assembly